Messenger RNA from Centruroides sculpturatus (bark scorpion), 843 nucleotides. Its product is annotated as GTPase Der-like. The record is from RefSeq and is a predicted model, not a curated record. NCBI's taxonomy places the organism in Eukaryota, Metazoa, Arthropoda, Arachnida, Scorpiones, Buthidae. Gene Ontology annotation, biological process: ribosomal large subunit assembly. The transcript is spliced from 2 exons. Gene Ontology annotation, molecular function: ribosome binding; GTP binding.
AUGAUCGCUUGGUUAUCCGAUCGAUUGACUGCGGCGGACGACCUCUGCCCUAAGUUAGUCAUCCUAGGUCAAACUAACGUUGGUAAAUCAUCGCUUCUCAACGUUUUAAGCGGUCAGCAUCGCUCAAUCGUUUCGAGUCAAAAACACACCACUCGCGACGCCGUGAACGAAAAAAUAAAGUUGGCCGGCCGGGACGUAGAAAUUAUUGAUACGGCUGGCUUAAGACGUAAGUCACGUUUAGAAGAAGACGUAGCCUACUUUGCUUACCUGCGGACUCAGCAAGCCCUAGAAAGCGCCACGGUUGUGAUGUUAGUUUUGGAUGCCAGUCAGCGCCUAGCCCACUUUGAUGCUCGCAUCAUUGGUUACGUUGAGGAAGAAAAAAAACCGUUUUUAAUCGUGGUCAACAAGUGGGAUUUGGUUAGUUCUCAAACUAGUUGCGCUAAAUUUCAAAGCAAUUUAGUGGCUAAAUGACCCUUUUUAAAGUGGGUCCCAGUCGUUUGCGUUUCGGCGUUGCGGAAAGAAAAAAUUCACCAAAUCGGUCAAACUUUCGGCAAAAUUCUAAGCGGUUUAAAAACAAAGAUCCCCACCCGUCAUCUCAACGAUUUAAUCAAUGACGUUCAAACAAUUAAACCAGCGCCUAGUUACCGGGGAAAGAGACUGGAAAUAUUUUUUGGUCAGCAAGUCCAAGCCAGAACCCCGACUUUCAAACUUUUUGUUAACGACAAAAAAUUGGCCCACUUUUCUUACUUACGUUUCAUUGAAAACCAAAUACGUGAAAUUUAUCCUUUGUGAGGCGUGCCGAUUCGUUUUUUAUUAGAAAAUAAACGCCAAUCAAAGGCAUAA